Brassica oleracea var. oleracea is the source of this 965-nucleotide messenger RNA. RefSeq lists its product as uncharacterized. The coding region runs from base 44 to 817 and encodes 257 amino acids. The record is from RefSeq and is a predicted model, not a curated record. Lineage: Eukaryota; Viridiplantae; Streptophyta; Magnoliopsida; Brassicales; Brassicaceae. The transcript is spliced from 3 exons.
CAAAAACGCCAUUUUUUUAAGCAACAAAAGAGAAAGAAGAGAGAUGGUUGGGUUCAAAUGCAUUGACUUGUCGGCGCUCCCCACCGAUACGGAGGGUUUUUACGCGACCAACAACCAGUUCCAGAAAAGAGGUCCCAAGGGUUUCAUCCAAGUCAAGGUUCUCGACGACGACAAGCUUUACGUACGCGUCGACUUGCCCGGCGUUCCAGACGACGCCGUCCACCACAGGAUCGACGCCGUUAGGCAAAAGGUGGUGUUUUUCUCCGCGGUAACCUUCGACGACGGCUACGAGAAGCAGGGCGUUCGUGAGUACUCCGGAACCGCCGGUUUGGGUUGUGACUGCUGUGAGAUCGCCGGCUUGGAUGCCAAGAUGAAAGAUGGAGUCUUGAGGAUGAUUCCCUCAAGGGUCAAGGUGAAGAAGGACCACGACAACAAGUGUACCAACACUGUCCCUCCUUUCACAGGUAAAUCUGGAAGACGCGUGGAGGAACAUCCGUUUGUGGUGAAAGGUCGUAAAAGAGCAUAUGUUGGAGAACCAUUAGAUGAUGGUGGUGUUUACUUCGCUGUGGAUGUACCUGGUGUUGGUAAUGGUGAUGUUGAAGUGUUUGCUAAUGAGAGUGAAAUUAAUUUCACUGCUGAGGUCAAGAGUGUGUUCGAGCACGAUGAAAGUGGACGUCUUUACCUUGGAAGUGUCGACACUUCUUGGUCUACCCCAGCAGUUUCGCUUCUGAGUCAUGCCAUCACCGGUGCUGUAAACUUUGGUGUUCUCAAGGUUCUCAUUACCCCUCGUCCCAACACCGGCGGUAACAACGAGUAAUUCACAUAUCUAUCCUCUUUUGUUUUAUGAGUAUUUGGACUGGCUUAGUCUUGUGUGUUUUUAACUUUUGAGUUGAGACUUGAGACUGUUAUGUGUUAGUCCUGCUUUUGUGUUUUUGCUAUUAUGGAACUUAUAGUGAUUCAUGUCA